CCUAUCGCUGCAUCCCGACACAUAGUUAAAACACCAUGCGGAACAGCAGCAGAUGGAUCGAUGCCUGGAGAGAGAGAGAGAGAGAGAGAGAGAGAGAGAUGUACCAAUGGGAGGAAAGUGAGACAGAGAGAACGCACGCGUGAGUGUUAGGAACUCUUUGCCAGGGAAGGCAAAAAAAAAAACUGUUACACAUAUUACUGGGGGAGUUGCUGAGGAGAGAAAGAGAGAGAGAGAGAGAAGAAAAAAAGGAAAGUAGAAGUUAGUGACUCAGAAGUAGUGAGGAAGAUAGUAAUAAACUGAGAGGGAGGAAAGCAGGGGGAGGAAGGUAUAAUUACAGAGAGAGAGAAAGCGAGAGGGUACACACAGUGAAGACAGAGGGAGAGAGAGAGAGAGAGAGAGAGAGGGAGAGAGAAAGAGUCAGAGAACUGUCUAACCCUGCCCACUUUCCACAAAACCAUUCAACUCCGGCACAGUGAGCUGCACUCUGUCAGCUUUCUCCACAGCUCCGCGCCUCUGCUGUCUGAAGCUCGGCAGGACCACAACCGGAACCAGGACCGUCAGGACCACGGCCAGCGCCACAGGCAGGACCCAGGACCAGGAACCAGGACUAAAGCCAGAGCAGAACCAGCUCCUACACAGCUGAACCCGAACCUCCGGAGCAGAAUCUAGCCACUGUCCAGGACGCUCCUGUCCAGGACCGCCUGUCGACUGACCUCUUCUUCUUGUCACCAUGGCUGCUUCUCUCAGAUAAGGAUUAUUUUAGCCUUCACGCCUAUUAUUUCCCACCUGCUCAGUUCUCGAACAGGCUGGACGGCCGAUUGUCCACUGCUGGUGCUGGCAGCCGAGCCGGCCGAGCAAGCUCCGGGACGUGUCAGUCGUGAGAUUGUUCUCCUCCUUUUGUCCCGUGCCCAGGAUGUCCUCCUCCUCCUCCCUCACCCUGACACUGACCCUGCUGCUCCUGCUGUCCGGCUGCUUAACCAGCCGCUGCUCCCCAACGCCUGCAGGACCGGAGAGCCAGACCCAGCAGCAGCAGCAGCAGGAGACUCAGGCUGGGUCCCAGGACACGGAACAGGGGGACAGCCCAGCUACCCCAUGCCCAUCCUGUGCUCUUGCCCAGUUACAGCAAGAGCAAGUGGCUUCGGAGCCCGGGAUGGUGGAGGCGGUGAAGAGGCACAUUCUCAACAUGCUGCACCUGAACGCACGCCCCAACAUUAGCCACCCGGUGCCCCGUGCUGCCCUGCUCAACGCCCUGCGCAAGCUGCACAUGGGUCGCGUGGCCCGGGAUGGCACAGUGGAGAUUGAAGAGGAGGGAGAGGAGACCGGAGAGCAUGAAGAUGAGCAGCCUUCCGAAAUCAUCACCUUUGCAGAGCCAGGAGAUGCCCCUGACGUUAUGAAAUUUGACAUUUCCAAGGAAAGUGGUGCGCUGUCCGUGGUGGAGCAGGCCAACGUAUGGCUGUUCCUGAAGCUGGCCAAGGGCAUUCGCGGCAAGGGCAAGGUGUCUUUGCAACUUCUGCAGGCCAGACGCCCCGGUUCUGACUUGAAUCCGGAUCACCAGGAGCAAGAAGAGGUGGUGUCUGAGAAGACGGUGGACGCCCGUCGCAGCGGCUGGCACACUCUGCCCGUGGGACGCAGUGUCCAGGAGCUACUGGACAGGGGGGGCAACACUGAGCUCCGGCUAAGGGUGUCCUGCCCUCUGUGUGCCGGUGCUGGAGCCAUGCCCAUCAUCUCCUCAGGGGACGGGAAAGAGAAAGAACAGUCGCACCGACCCUUCUUGAUGGUGGCGCUCCGGCCAGCAGAGGACCACCCGCUCCACCGGCGCAACAAGCGCGGCCUGGAGUGCGAUGGCAAGAUCCGCACUUGCUGCAAGCGCCAGUUCUACGUCAACUUCAAGGACAUCGGCUGGAGCGACUGGAUCAUUGCGCCUUCUGGUUAUCACGCCAACUACUGCGAGGGCGAGUGCCCCAGCCAUGUGUCCAGCAUCACGGGCUCCGCCCUCUCUUUCCACUCCACUGUCAUCAACCACUACCGCAUGCGCGGCUACAGCCCUUUCACCAACAUCAAGUCGUGCUGCGUGCCAACACGCCUUCGUGCCAUGUCCAUGCUCUACUACAACGAAGAGCAGAAGAUCAUCAAAAAGGACAUUCAGAACAUGAUCGUAGAAGAGUGCGGCUGCUCAUAAAAGUCGAGAGAAACCUCUAACAAACCUUCUUCUUGGUGGACUAGCAGUCUGUGUCGGCCCACGAACGUUUCUCGAAACUCGUUUGUCUUUUGACUCAGACUAUUUAUCUUGUGGUUAUGUUUAUGGACCCAUCUAUUUGGGACUCUUGGUUUGAGUGAUCUCUCUGUGGCACUUUCAUAUAAAUGUAAAAAAGAAGACUUAAAAACGUAAUAUAUUUUUGUUAUCUGAAGUCGGGGGCGGGGGCUGAGGGAAUGGGUGCAUGGUCAAGAUAAAAAUGUCAUUCCAUGUUCUCUGCGCUGCAAUAAAGAGAAGCGUCUCGGAAGUAUGAACCCGAGAAAAACGAACUAUGCAACUUGUCAAGUGUUGUCAUUGGAUGUUUUUUUUUUCCCGUUCAUUUUAUUUUUAUGAUUUUCUUUUUAUAAACCCAUUCCCAACAAGAAAAGAGUUUUAUUUCUUUUUUUGAAAGAUACUUGAAAAAAAAAAAAGUUUGACCAGCUACUGGAGCCAAACUAUUAUUUUUAAUAUUAUUAUUUUGUUAUUAAUGUUAUUAUUAUUAUUAACUUACUAUAAAUUUUGAAUGUUGAUGAACAGUGAUGAGAAUUUGCACUAAACCAACAUUCUUAUCAUAUCAGCCACAAAAGAAUAAGAUGUACAUUUGGAUCAUAUAUAGAGCAUACCAAAGAACCUACAUAUUACUAGCUUUCAGAACUCUUCAGAAUGCCCAGCGCGACUGUGGUAGUAGUCAAAAUUAGCAACAAUACAUGGCCAACAAAAUGUAUCACUGUCACAAAAUUCCAGUUUUCAUUUUUCCUUUAACAUUGCCUCAACUCACUCAAUGUACAAUGUUUUUUCUGAAUCUGCCUGUUGUCCAUGCGUUCACUGCCAGUCGGGUGAAACGGAAGAGAUGGAGAUAUUCGUCCUGCAGCGAGACGAAAUACAAACUUGUGUGAAAAGUGACUGCGUUUGUUGUGACACAAACGACUCGACAUUGAAGAAAGCUUUGGGACAUUAAAAUGUUAACUUUGUAUGUACAGAUAUCCAACAUGAGGUGAUAAGAUGCAUUGUUGUACAAAUGGAAAAUGUGCUUGUUAUGUUUUAUAUCUAAUUUAUUUUGCAGCAUACUCUUUGCUUCACUAUUAAAGCUAAGUUCUAAAAAUAA
Molecule: messenger RNA, 3338 nt
Organism: Pygocentrus nattereri (red-bellied piranha)
Lineage: Eukaryota; Metazoa; Chordata; Actinopteri; Characiformes; Serrasalmidae
Gene: inhbab
Product: inhibin subunit beta Ab
Exons: 2
Coding region: 914-2179 (421 amino acids)
Biological process (GO): SMAD protein signal transduction; BMP signaling pathway
Cellular component (GO): extracellular region
Molecular function (GO): growth factor activity; hormone activity; cytokine activity
Source: RefSeq, a predicted model, not a curated record